CACAAGUCUUUAUUACUUUAUUAUUUUCAUGAAAGACUUAAAGAACAAACAACAAAAUCUUGAUUUUACUGCAUUUGCUGUUGAUCAAUCUGAGCAGAUCUACUGAUGCAAUUCCUGUGGGUAAAAAAACAUUUCUAAACACAUAUACACACUCAGUUUUGUUGUAUCUAUCUUCAUACAUAGAUACAUAGAAAGAUGAAUAUAUUCAGAUUAGCUGGAGAUAUGACCCAUCUGGCCAGUGUUCUUGUUUUGCUUCUCAAGAUCCACACUAUUAAAUCUUGUGCUGGCGUUUCACUGAAGACUCAAGAGCUCUUGGCUCUUGUUUUCGCUACUCGCUACGUGGAUCUAUUUACUAAUUAUGUCUCGCUCUACAAUAGUGUAAUGAAGAUAAUCUUCCUAGGGAGCUCCUUCUCAAUUGUUUGGUACAUGAGGCGCCACAAGAUUGUGCGCAGAUCCUAUGAUAAAGACCAAGACACAUUUCGCCACUACUUUCUUCUGCUGCCAGCUUUGAUUUUGGCCCUAAUUAUACAUGAAAAGUUCACUUUCAAAGAGGUAUUGUGGACGUUUUCUAUAUUUUUGGAAGCUGUCGCCAUACUUCCUCAGCUAGUGUUACUGCAAAGGACAAGAAAUAUUGACAAUUUAACUGGGCAAUAUGUGUUUCUCCUUGGUGCAUAUAGAGCAUUCUACAUCCUGAAUUGGGUAUAUCGCUACUUCACUGAACCACACUUUGUUCAUUGGAUAACUUGGAUAGCUGGGCUCGUUCAGACACUACUAUAUGCUGAUUUCUUCUAUUACUAUUUCCAGAGCUGGAAGAACAAUGCAAAGCUUCAGUUACCAGCAUAAACUCCGACUAGUUCUUCUCUGCUGACCAACAUUGUCGAAGAAGCAUACACGAAUAUGCAUGUGUUUAGUUGCAGGUCUCUGUCUAGCACUUUUAUGUUGUUUCUUGUCAACUUUUGGUGCUCUUAGCAAGCCUGUAAACCAUGUUUAUUUUUGUUUACCCAUUAACUUGGGUGGGGGGAGGUAUAAUACUAGAAAAGCUACCAAACGGACACUUAUCAUGACCAAUGUUGUUUAUUACAAUCCAUUUAGCUUGAAGUAGUUAAUCUUUUGAAA
Daucus carota subsp. sativus is the source of this 1116-nucleotide messenger RNA. Its product is annotated as ER lumen protein-retaining receptor. Gene Ontology annotation, biological process: protein retention in ER lumen; endoplasmic reticulum to Golgi vesicle-mediated transport. The coding region runs from base 196 to 843 and encodes 215 amino acids. The transcript is spliced from 6 exons. Lineage: Eukaryota; Viridiplantae; Streptophyta; Magnoliopsida; Apiales; Apiaceae. The record is from RefSeq and is a predicted model, not a curated record. Gene Ontology annotation, cellular component: cis-Golgi network; membrane; endoplasmic reticulum. Gene Ontology annotation, molecular function: ER lumen protein retrieval receptor activity.